GAGGCAGAGGCGGUAGCAGAAUCGAUUUCCUACCUCAUCUCAGAUGGAGGGGCUCCUGGCUAGCGAGAGUUCACACUUGGAACUUACCGAGGGGCGCUGCUAAGGAAGCUCCACAGAGAAAUGAGAACAUUAUUUGGUAUCUCCUGUCUGUUGGCCUUCAGUAAGAAUGAUCUCAGAUGGAAGCUAUGGUAACCAUGGAGACAGGGCAGGUGGCAAGGAGAGGCAGAGACAGACAGCAGAGAGCGACCGCUUCGGAUUGCGACAGGCAGAGAGAAGACGUAAGGAGCCAUUAGACCGAGACCUUCAAGCAAGAUGGAAAAAUAAGGACAGUCUAAGCAAGAUCGAGUGUAAAGAGAUGCAGUGAGAAAGGAUGUGUUACAAGGAGAAGGUGGCGUGAGGAUAUACCGCUGUCUGGCUCCAGCCCCCCUCACAUGUAAUCUACAAGGAGGCAACCAGAUCCCUUGCUUCUCUCUGUGCAGUAUGGACUCCGGCUGGGCAUCCCAAUCGCCUCUCUCCACUUCUCUGCACAGUGUGCCAUGUGCUGUGGGUAGCAGGUCAGAUCUGGCGUACAGGCGCGCAUAAACACAUCAAGCGCGGAAAAUGGGGCUCUGCUCGAGGAAGAAUUGGGAUGGUCCCAGUUUGGAUCGCGGAGGAGUCUCCUGAGGAACAUUUAGCUUCUCUCCUCCUGAGCCGGCGCCGUGCCCGGGGCGCACCGGGAGGAGGGACCAGGAUCCGGUGCCGGGGCGCAGAUACUGACACCAAGGGAAUCUAGGUGCCCCCCUACGCCAUGUGGGCCCUCGGGAACCCGGUUCCGCCACCCCGGCUGCUCCAUGGCCCUGGCCUCAGUCCUGGCCCCUUGGAGAUCCUGCGGACAUUCAGGUCCCAAAUGCCAGCUGCUUCCCUCCCCCCACUCAGUUUUUGGGGCUGUGGCAACCUAAAAGAGGGAUUGGCUUCGCCACUGAGCCCUCAGGCUUCCGCCAGCCACCACCCCCACGCCCCUAGACCUCCUCGGCGGGCCCCAGUCCCGGCUUCAUUGGUGCUUUCGCCCCAGCCGCAGCUAUGCUGCACACCGAGGGCCACGCUCUUCUUCGGGCCGUAGGUCAGGGUAAGCUCCGCUUGGCCCGUUUGCUUCUGGAGGGAGGCGCCUACGUGAACGAGGGUGAUGCCCAGGGUGAGACUGCGCUAAUGGCGGCCUGUCGGGCCCGUUACGACGACCCCCAGAACAAGGCACGCAUGGUACGCUACCUCCUGGAGCAAGGCGCGGACCCCAACAUCGCAGACCGCCUGGGGCGCACGGCGCUCAUGCACGCUUGCGCCGGGGGAGGGGGCGCCGCCGUGGCGUCGCUGCUCCUGGCCCACGGCGCAGACCCCUCGGUGCGAGAUCACGCCGGCGCCUCGGCGCUCGUCCACGCCCUGGACCGCGGGGACCGCGAGACCCUUGCCACGCUGCUGGACGCCUGUAAGGCCAAGGGCACCGAGGUCAUCAUCAUCACUACCGACACCUCGCCCUCGGGAACCAAGAAGACACGGCAGUAUCUCAAUUCCCCACCGUCCCCGGGGGUGGAGGACCCUGCUCCCGCUCCUCUCAGCCCGGGGGUCUGCACCUCACCUUCGGAAAUCCAACUGCAGACUGCGGGGGGAGGGGGAGGGGGAGGGGGAGGGGGAGGAGGAGGACGAGCACUGCUAUCCCCUCGCGCUCAGGAAGAAGAGGAGAAGCGGGACGUCUUCGAAUUCCCUCUUCCUAAGCCCCCCGAGGACCCCUCCCCUUCUGAGCCGCUCUCCAAACCCCCCCGUCACCCUCCGAAACCACUCAAAAGGCUCAACUCUGAGCCCUGGGGUCUAGUGGCCCCUCCUCAGCCCGUCCCGCCCGCGGAAGGGAGGCUGGGGAUCGAGCGCCUGACCGCCGAAUUCAACGGCCUGACCCUGGCCAGUCGACCCCGGCUUUCCAGACGUCACAGCACUGAAGGCCCUGAGGACCCGCCUCCGUGGGCGGAGAAAGUGACGGGCGGGGGUCCCCUCUCGCGCCGGAACACCGCGCCAGAAGCUCAGGAGUCUGGCCUCUCUUCGGGGCUGAGGCAGAAACUGAGCCGCAUGGAGCCGGUGGAGCUCGACGCUCCCGGGAAUAUUUGCCCCGACUCGCCGGAGUGUGGCCGCCCGUCCCUGGAGCGCCGCCGGUACAGCGCCUCCCCGCUGACCCUCCCUCUGGCGGGCUCGGCUCCCUCCCCGCGCCAGUCUCAGGAGAGCCUGCCCGGGGCCGUGUCUCCUCUGAGCGGCCGGAGGCGGAGUCCCGGGCUGCUGGAGCGGAGGGGCUCGGGGACGUUGCUCCUGGACCACAUCGCGCAGACGCGGCCUGGCUUCCUGCCUCCUCUCAACGUCAGCCCCCACCCUCCCAUCCCUGACAUUCGCCCCCAAGCCGGAGGCCGCGCGCCUUCGCUGCCCGCCCCUCCCCAGGCGGGGGCGCCAGCCUCUCCGAGGACCAAGCGCAAGUUGGUGAGGCGCCACUCGAUGCAGACUGAGCAGCUCCGCCUGCUAGGGGGCUUCCAGAGUCUAGGCGGGCCCGGGGAACCGGGGCGCUGAGAGGAGUGAGAGGAGUCAAGGAGGGUGUGGAUCAGGACCUUGAUGGUACAGGUGGGAGAACCAGCUGACACGCACACCACGGACACGGGGGUCUCUUGCAUGUGCUCAUGGGCACGGUGCACGCACACGUGGGUACAAAAGUGUCCACAAGCACAGUACUCUUAUUCGCAGAGAAGGGUAAGUACUCUAUUUACUGGGCAUACAGACACACGCAUUCAUGUCCUGGUCACUUCACAUGCACAUGGGAAUUCCUUGGGUACCCAUCCCCAGGAACGGCACACACAGGGCCACUUGUGCUAGGGCCCCAAGUGGGUCCCAAACUCACUUGCAUCUGUUCAGAAGCAGUAGGGAGCCCCUAUCUAUGAGUAGUCUCCAAUCUGUUUGCCCUCCCCCCGCCCCCCUGCAAAAGCAAUCCCCUGCUUUCCAUGUAGGCCCUGCAACAUGGCUCGUUCAUGACUUUGCGCACUCUGCCCUCUUCCUGAAUAUCCCACUCCCUUGUGUAGGUCUUGCUUCUCUCUCUGGGCCUGGCUCCUUUCACACCCUGCUUACAGCCCUAACCACCUUUCAGGAUAUCUUCUUCACUUUCCUUGGGGAUUUCCUGCAGCAAUCCCCUGCCUCAGUUCUGCUGCUGCUGCCCUUCUUGCUCUCAGCCUUACUUCUCAACUUCCUGCUUUUUAUUCCCACCUGGUUCCCCUGACCAAUCAACAGGUUGUCUCAUUUUCCCAGGGAGUGGGUCAUGGGCUCGAUGCUGCUCUUCUGUCUGUCUGAGCUUAUGAACACCCCCACAGGUAGCAGUGGGGAGUAACCCUAAAUCACUCCUCUCUCCACUUGACAUAUCAAAUAAAUGUGUUCAGAAGUCU
Molecule: messenger RNA, 3437 nt
Organism: Suricata suricatta (meerkat)
Lineage: Eukaryota; Metazoa; Chordata; Mammalia; Carnivora; Herpestidae
Gene: ANKRD34A
Product: ankyrin repeat domain 34A
Exons: 7
Coding region: 1060-2577 (505 amino acids)
Molecular function (GO): protein binding
Source: RefSeq, a predicted model, not a curated record